Messenger RNA from Hemibagrus wyckioides, 2297 nucleotides. RefSeq names its product secretogranin II b (gene scg2b). The coding region runs from base 163 to 1914 and encodes 583 amino acids. The record is from RefSeq and is a predicted model, not a curated record. The transcript is spliced from 2 exons. Gene Ontology annotation, cellular component: secretory granule. NCBI's taxonomy places the organism in Eukaryota, Metazoa, Chordata, Actinopteri, Siluriformes, Bagridae.
UGUGACGCACGCGGUCAGGUGUUGCCUCAUAUAGCGCGCGAGGGAGCUGUCCCGGUGCUGAAACGGGAGCCUACAGGCACACGCGAAAGACGCGCACGGGGGGAAAUGCUAUUUUCGCUUCCAUCUAUUUUCUGAGCUCCUACCUCGCAAAAAAAAGGCGGCAUGACACGUUCAUUAAGCAAGCUCUUAGCGCUUGUCCUGGUCGCUCUCCUCCACGCUGAGGCUGUGCAUGGCGCGUCCGUCAGCCGUCACCACCGACUGCAAAGCGGCAGCGGCAAUCAGGACGCGUAUCUGAGCCCUAACUCUGACAUGAUCAAAGCCUUGCAAUACAUCGAGAGCCUGAAACGGCGCACCGACGACUCGGAAAGUCCCACAGGAGACUACGACGAAGUGGACAAAUUCCGGCUCCUGGUGCAGCUCGCUUCGCUUCGGGACGAAGACGCACCGUUACGCGAGGACGCUUCGAGUUGGCCUGAUAAUAAAGCACCAGAAUGGGUUCGCGCUCUGCUCAGGGUACUCGAGCAAGGCGCGGACGGCGCGCUGACUCCUGGAAACGAGCGCCGCUUUCACAAGAGCAGACGGCCGGCGACUGAAACCGACAGUCCCUCGACCGAGACCGCCGCCGUGGUGAGGCCUCACAAGAAAUAUCCACUCAUGUUCGAAGACGAGGAAAACGUCCGAGACAACAAGCGAGCCACGGAGGACCUGGACGAGCAGUACACGCCGCAGAGUCUCGCCAACAUGCGCUCCAUAUUCGAAGAGCUCGGUAAACUGUCUAACUCGCAGAACCUGAAGAGAGACGAGGCAGAAGAUGAUGAUGAAGAUGACGAGGACGUGUACAGACCCCGAAAACUUGCGUAUGAAGACGUGACAGGAGGAGAGGAAUGGGUGCCUUUAGAGGAGCAGGUCGAGACAGAAGAGAUGGUUAAAGGAAGUCAUGAGGAGUUUGAUCGGGGAUUAGAAGACAGUGAGGAGGCGCGCGAAAUGAUUGAGAGACGAGCUGCUCCUGCGCUUGAAGCCGCAGAUAAUGCAGAUGACGACACGAAACUUGUGGACUACGUCUUGCUGAAAGUGCUGGAAAUGACCGAUCAGGCGCAGAAGCGAGAUCUGACAGACGUGCAAAGCGGAAGGAGAAGAUUGCUGAAUAUGCCUUCUCUCCUCGACCCGCGGGCGAUCAAGCAGCUGCUAUCGGCCGUUUCUAUGAAGCUCCAGAUCCCUCCUGAAGAUUUGGUCGGAAUGCUGUUUAUGGAGGAGACUCGGAAACAACAACGUCUACCCGAACCGCAGGUUUUGAGGAAACCCAGUGCGCCUCGCUACCGGAGCCGCGUCAUCAAAUAUUACAACGGACGCCAACCGGAAGUCACAGUAAGCGACAUUCCAGCCGACGUCAAAACCGAAGAUAUCUUAAAGGUGCUGGGUCUCGGAAACCUGGCCAACAAGAACGCGAAAUAUUUCGUCAAACCGAGACCGUAUAAGACGCCCAUAUCAAGAUACUUCGCGCCAAGUGGCAGACGUGGGAGUUACUCGGUGUCGGAGUUGAACAGAGCUCCAAGCAAAAGGAAAGAUGAUUACGACGAUGCGGUGGAUGAAGACGAAGUGGCCACCUUCCUUGCCGCCAAACUUUUAACCGAAUACCCCGACCCCAGUUCAUCUGACCGCAAAAGAGCCGUGGACUCUUCUAACGCACUGUUUCCAUACGAAAUCUAUGAGGAGGCCAUGAAAGAUUACUUCGACCAAGUAGACACAGGGAAGGGAGCGCCUGCGAAAAGAGACACGCAGGGGAAGGAGGAGGCGGAAGUGCAGCAAAAAACACCGACCGAGAUCGCGAUACCGGAGCAGGCUGAUCAGCAAAUCCCCGAGUCGGUAACCGAAGGAGAGAAGGAGCAUCAUACUAAACUGGUGGCUGGAAUGUAGUGGGUAAGAAUAAACCACAAUGGAACAACAUUCCUCACAUCCCUCUCCUUACAAAUGCCUAUAUUUCCUCAAGAUUAACCAACGUUAAGUGCUUUAGGAUGACAUUCUAUAUUAUGUACAUAAUAUACCGUAUACAAACGUGCAAAAGUAAACGACAUUUUGUCUGUUUUGGGUUUAUUAGUGUUUCAAGUGUAUUUUUGCAACGUGCGUUAGUAUGAUGUGCACUUAUAUUGAGCACUACGGAGCUUGGUAUGGUCCUAAUCGUAUGAGCUAUAUCAUUAUUAGACACAGGUGGAUGUGAACCUCGUUUCUCAGUCAUUUUGUACCUGUUUUGAAGUGUGAAAUGACUCAAAGAUUAAUAAAGCAUUACUGUAUUAUUUUUC